AUGAGCGGGCUUCUGAUUCCAUUGGUAUCUACGGGAAACGUGCCCCAAUUAUCUACAGAUCUGAUCUUGCACUCCUUGAGCCCUGAUUUCCAGUAUGUGUGUGAACUAGAGAACCUAUACCUGUUCCCCUUCGUUGGACCCCUUGAUUACGUCGAAGGCCGUGAACCAGAACUCUACAAAGCAAACAAAUACAAGAAGUAUACGACGCCAAUUGAACUCUUUUAUAAUGAAAAACUGCAGCUAUACGUGAUUCAACAGCGGGUGCCUGUGUUUCAAGGUUACGAGAACAACUUCUGCAAAGAGUUGCUGGUUCCGUUGGUAAAAAAACUGGGUGUGGAAGCUGUAUUUGUUCUGGAUUCUAUAGAUGCCCUUGAAGAGACCAUAAGCAACUACUCAAACAGACUUAAUAGGUUUUCCCUGGGGAUUUGUGAUCUUUCCAAAAUCGACAACAUUGCAACCGAGUUUCAACAAACGCUACAGCUUGAAGAGUCGGAGGCACAUUCCGUGAAUAAAACUCUCUUUGAUUUUACUGAGGACAGUUUUCAACUCGGAAUUUCUACAGACCAGUUUGUAUUUAAACUAUGUUAUCAUCUCCUACACGCUUCGCCGCCACUUCCAAAUUUGAAGCGAAUCAAAUACAUGAAUGUUUUCGUCCAAGAAGGUGACAAUUCAGAAGACGCAGUAUUUGCAUCAAAGCACCUCCGGCGUCUUGUGGACAACUUUCCAGCGGUUGACAACUUUGUAGUCCCUGUAUCUUGGAAGGGAGUUUACGGCGUGAGAGAUGUACCAUCGUGUUUUGAAGAGGGACUCUACAUUUGA
Messenger RNA from Lachancea fermentati, 819 nucleotides. The record is from the annotation of a GenBank genome assembly. Lineage: Eukaryota; Fungi; Ascomycota; Saccharomycetes; Saccharomycetales; Saccharomycetaceae.